Messenger RNA from Crotalus tigris (Tiger rattlesnake), 4639 nucleotides. It is a transcript of the gene RNF180, whose product is annotated as ring finger protein 180. Gene Ontology annotation, cellular component: endoplasmic reticulum membrane. The record is from RefSeq and is a predicted model, not a curated record. Gene Ontology annotation, biological process: norepinephrine metabolic process; protein polyubiquitination; serotonin metabolic process. Gene Ontology annotation, molecular function: metal ion binding; ubiquitin protein ligase activity; ubiquitin conjugating enzyme binding. Lineage: Eukaryota; Metazoa; Chordata; Lepidosauria; Squamata; Viperidae.
AUGGACCGCGCGCCGCGGCGACGGCGGGAGCCUAAACAGGUAAAUAGGCGCGGGCCUUUCGUCAGGCAGCGUCGGUGGCUCAGUCCGUCGUUGUGUCGAGGGGGAGGCCUGCUCGUGGCGGCGGCGGUGGCGGCCUUAGACGAGAGUGUGAAAGGUAAACGAGAUAUUCACAACCCCUUGGAUCAUCAUUUCAGAGAUGGUUCUGUUCCUAAAGUACGUCAGGGGAAAAAAAACAGUAAAAGCAUUGAUAAGCUAUUCAGUUUUGAUCUAGAACUAGACUCCCAACUUCGGGAACUUUAUUUAUCAGGCAAAUGGACAACUGGAAAAUUGAACUUCCCAUUCUGUGAGGCUUGUCUUGAAGAAUAUAACUUUAUCAGUAAUACAGCAUGUUUAUGUGGACAGUUUACAGAUAUUCAUCUUUGUAAAAGACAAACUGAGUGCCAGAUAGCUACUAGAUUACCAAAAUCACAACUGAAGCACUUGUCACUUUGUAAAUGCCAUUUUGAUUCUAGUAAAGAAAUACACAAGAGUGCUACAAGUGGAAUUCUGAGAGCUGAAAAUCAAAGAGUUCCAUAUCUGGCUAAAAGUAAUGACAGUAUUGGAAGAUUAAUGGAGGCACUUUGCCUAGAGUUGAGAUCAGCUAACUUUGAGAUGAAUAAUAAAAAACUAUGCUUCAAAGUGUCUAAUCUAAAAGCAAGUAUUUCAGCUUCACUGGCUCAGAAUGACGGAUACACUGUAAAAGCUUUUCAUAGAAUACCACAGAGUUUGAGAAAGAGGCUUGUCUUGCUACCCACUUUAUAUGGAAUAUCCACAAUUGAGAGACCUGUUUUCUCUAGGCAACAUGAAACACAGCAUUUUAACUCAAAAGAUUGUUUACCACUGAAAUCCAACAAAGUACAUAAUUAUUUUCAGUUCCAACUUGAAUCAGAUACUACCAAGCUUUCAAAGAAUUUUUCAGUUACGUCUUACAGAAUAUUAGCACAAGAAGAAACUGGGUUUAAUCCUGUUUGGAAAGCUUCAAAAAGUUAUCUUGAGAGUGCUGUUAUUGAUCAACAGCUGUUUUUACCUUCAUCAAAGACUAUUGCAAAAGAAAAUACUCUCCAGCUGCAUAUCAUACCUUUUUAUCUUCUUCAGCCCUUCACAACUAUUGAUCAAGAGUUGUACAAGAAAAAAAGAAACCAGUUGAACAAUUUGGAGAAAAAACAUAGGUGGCAAGACCAGACAAUGAAUACAAAAGAAGAAUAUGAACACAGAAAAGAUAAGGAAAGUUACCUAUGUGCAGUUUGCUUGGAUAUCUACUUCAAUCCUUACAAGUGCUACCCAUGCCAUCAUAUUUUCUGCGAACCUUGCUUACGUAUGCUUGCCAAGGAUAAUCCAACUAGCACCCCAUGUCCUCUCUGCCGUACUGCAAUUACCCAUGUUUUUUUUCAAUCAGAACUGAACAAUUCCACAGAAACUUUCUUUCCAAUGGAAUAUUCAAAAUUAAAGGAAAAUUUUCAAAAAUCAAAUUUAGCAAAUUGGCCUCUCCCCAGUUGCAAAAAAGUAUUCAGAGUUAUUGAUGCAGGUUUACAGAGUACAGACUCCUUUACACGGAGGCAUUUUCCACAUGCUGCCCACAGAAUGGAUUAUAUGGAUUUUGAGGACGAUAGCCGGGGUUGGCGAUUUGACAUGGACAUGGUGAUAAUCUACAUUUAUGCCAUCAACUGGGUCUUGGGAUUUAUCGUGUUUUGUUUUCUUUGCUAUUUUUUCUUUCCUUUUUAAGGAUUUCUGUUCCCUAUUUUGUAUGUAAGUGGUAAAACAAAAUAGAGACAAUUCUGGAUUAAAGAAUGCAGAUGAUGUACAAUCGUAGCUCUCCUGUAUAACAGUGAUAAAGCUGCACAACAAUAAUUCAUUUUGUUUUUUGGGUUUUCUAAUUUUUAUUACAUUUUGAAAUGAAAAAACAUUUGCAUAUUAAAAAUGCUAGAUUGCUUUUUCUAAUACCUGUUAAGAUGGCCUGGUGCUUUGAGUCUGUAUUUGCAAUCUGUACAUAAACGUGGGUAGUUUCAUGAAUCAGUAUUCAUAGAGCAGUGAAUCUUUACUGACUACCUUCAACUUCUACCUGGUAUGUAUAAAAUAAAUAUACAAACUAUUACCUCACACUUAAUGGUUUCUGUAGAGAUAGUUCACAUAUUAACUGCUUACGUUCAGUUGAAAUAUUUUUUCUCUUCAGCUUUGGAAUUCAGUGUGAUGUUUUUAUAUCCAGUACUUAUUGCAUAUAAUGGUCAUGUUGAGUCUCAGCUUUCCACCUCUUGAAAUCAUUUCAGGAGUUUCAUGAAAGAUUUUUUUGUAGUAAAAUGUAUUAUGUACUUUAAGAUAUAUGGGAUAUGACUUGGGAGAAAUUUGUUAGAGAAAUGUAUACAGUGCCUAUGGUGGUCAAUAUUUCAACAGAGACAAUUAGACAUCUUUUUAUUUGUGGAUGUCUGUGAAAUUCCUCAAAAGACUCAUUGGUUUGCCUUACUGAUCAACAGUGUUUAUGCUAAGAGCUGAUGUUAAAUAAACAAAAAUCAGAUUUAAAAUUUUCUACCUAUGUAUAUAGAAUCAAGAAUAAUUGAUUCCUGUACAAAGGAGAAGGAAGGAAGGAAGGAAAACCUACAGCUUUAAGUCUGUAUAUUUUACUGUUUCUAAUGUUUUGUGAUCAUCAACCCACUUUCCCCAAAUGUGGGAAGAUGAGAGGAAAAGAAGAGAGAGAAAAGAGAUGGUCAGAAAGAGAAAGUCAGAAGCACCUCUGAUCCAUGUUGAAAACGUCUGAUUCCUGACUCUUACAUGAUUGUCCUAUAAAUUCUAUUUGUAAGAAACCUUGAACAUCUGACAUCUUGGCGAGCAACCUUGACCUAGCUCUUGGAACUCUGCCUUGGAUUUGGACUAUUCUUGUGCGUGCACCUAUUGAAAAUUAACUCUUCAAGUAAGCUUUUGUUUUGUUACAUUCUUUGUUUCAUGUUUAUCUCUUGAAGUAAAAUUGUUAAUCUCCAUAGCAAUCACGUUUAAGUGUGUGUGUUUGAAACGUAAAGCAAGGCGCAAGAUUACAGUCUGAUUCAAAAGUUGAAACCAGAAGUUAGUGAAAAUCACUGGGAGUCUGCUUUGCCUGCAUUUCUGGGGAAAACCUAAGUUUAGGGUUAUGGAACAGAUUUUCUCCAAUAGUCAUCAACUUCUUCACUUCUGGAACAGUUUCCAUCCCCCAAAAGGCUACAGAGUGAUACCAUUUCCAACUGCAUUGAGUAAAAUAUGAAGUUUAAUUAAUUAAUGUAUAAUUAUGCAGUGUGUUUUAUUUUAAAAAAAUCUUAAGAAGAUUAAAGUAAAUUGUGGAAAUACUCUUAAUAGUUCUGAACAUCCUGAAUUGGCUCUAGGAGUUGGAGAUGAUAAGUGUCAGCCUUGAAGUAUUAAUAAUUGAAAAUCGUACCUGCAGUUGAUUAUAUGUACAUGUUGGGAUCACAUUCUUGAUUGCUUCAUAUAUAAGUAACAAUUCUCUAAAAUUCCUGGCCUAAUUUAUUUUCAAAGAUACAGUGUAAUCUUUCCAUCUGAAUAGUCAUGAUUUUAAGUAAAUGAAGUUUAUCUAUGAAUUCGCAUCUCUAAAAUACUUGUUUAUAGACUCCAAUAAAUACAGUGACUUUCUCAAAUGUCUGAAUCCAGAGGAUUGGAUAUAUACUGUAAUCAUAAUCAGUAUAAAAAGUUCUUAAAUUACAAUGGCAAGAAUUGACUUUUGGAUUCAGGUGUAUGUUACUGAACAAUUGGGAAUAUUACUUUAAAUUUGAGGAAAGCCAGAAAUUUUAGUAGUAGAAAUGGGAAUAGUAUUGAUAUAUUUUUAACUCUGUGAUUUUUUUGUAAAUACAAUUCUGAAAUAUUUAGGCUUAAGUCUGUUUGUUAAGUAAACUAUCAUAAAUAUGCUGUUAAUAUACUAGUGAGCCUUCUGAGACUUGGUUUAAUUUUUGGAAUAAUUUUUAUCUUGGUUGUAUAUUUUUAUCUAUAAGGUUAUGGUGCUUAUAGUAACUUUUAAAUUUUAAUCCUCAUUAAGAGUGUUAUUGUAUGUUUGAAGCAAUUAAACUAAAAAAUUUUUGUAAACAUAUAGUUUUAAUUUUCAUUUUUUAUGCAUAGAGAACUAAGAAGGAGGUGUUUUUCAUAUAAAGUAAAAAGAUUUUACUGAUAUGGAAGCUCUACAUGAAAAAUUAAGGAGUUCAACAAAUUUAAUUGUAAAUUUCCCAUUGCAUAUAUGCUUUGCAGCACUAAUCCAAUAAUAUCAAUACAUAGCAAUGAUUACAGUGCAAUACUCUUUAACAUUUUUUUUUCUGUUCAACCAUGUCUGAUUCUCAGAGACUGCCAAUGCAUCUAUAAGUGUGUAGGGAUGUGUGUAUGUGUGUAUAUCCAUGCUUUCAUUAAGACUGUAUUUGAGAGUUACAGUUCGUACUAUGUCCUGGUGAUCGUUGGCUAGAACUUUGAGCUGCAUCCAAUGUUGAUCUUCCAUUAUUAGAUUAUAAUUAUUGAACAAACAUAAUUUUUAAACAUCUCAUCACAUAUGUACAAACUCACAUGUGCAUAAAUGUAUGGCUAAUAGUGAAACAGUUGAACAGUUAAUAUAAUAAAAAAUAAUAAAAUGGCAUGUAUGAAG